This is a messenger RNA of Pseudophryne corroboree (corroboree frog), 4382 nucleotides long. It is a transcript of the gene OFD1, whose product is annotated as OFD1 centriole and centriolar satellite protein. Gene Ontology annotation, cellular component: ciliary basal body; centrosome. The coding region runs from base 9 to 3119 and encodes 1036 amino acids. The transcript has 23 exons. Gene Ontology annotation, molecular function: protein binding. Gene Ontology annotation, biological process: epithelial cilium movement involved in determination of left/right asymmetry. Lineage: Eukaryota; Metazoa; Chordata; Amphibia; Anura; Myobatrachidae. The record is from RefSeq and is a predicted model, not a curated record.
UCCUGGCUAUGCGUGUGAUUGGCUGUCCUGUUAGCCGCGGCUAUCCCGGCGGUUAUGUGUGUUGUUGUGCCCUCCUGUGUUGCGGUUGGCAGGGGAGAAGCUGCUCUGUGCUCCGGUACGUGAUUUUACCUUCUAAAGGUAUGAUGUCUCACAGUGAGCUUAAGUCUUUGUCACAAGAGGAACUGCGUAAAAGACUUUAUCAGACAUUUAAAAACAAAGGUGUUUUGGAUUCACUAAAGACACAACUUCGAAACCAGCUUAUCCAAGAUCUGAAACAUCGUACGCUCAGUGGAGAUCAGCUUCAGACUGCAGAUGUGUCUGGUGACUCUCUGUUACACAGGGCCUGCAAUAGCCUAGUGGCAGAUCACAUGAGAAGAUGUGGUUAUGAGUACUCCCUCUCUGUCUUUUUCCCUGAGUGCGGAUUGGAGAAAGAAAAGGUUUUCACUGUAAAUGACUUACUGCAGCUAAUGAAAAUCAAUCCAAAAUCUAGACUCCACAACUCUUUGACCUCUUCCCUUCAAAAUAGCAAUGCAAAAGGUUUCCUUUUACAAAUCCUGAAAGAGCUGAUAGAUUACCACCUCGAUAAAGAUGGCAGAGAUGCUGAUACCCAGACAGUCACAACAUCUCCUUACAAAGAUUCAAUCGUGGAUAAACUUAAAUUUAUUGAUGAACAGUUUGAAGACAUGUAUCCAAAACGCCCAAAAUUUGAGUCCCUGGAAGGCAAACUCUUGGAAUAUCGUAGAGAAAUUGCAGAACAGCUCCAGCUGGAACUGUCUCAGAAGUUGCAACAUUUUAAAGAUGUUGAAAUUGCUAAAUUAAAAUUGGAAGAAAGAGAAAAGUCCCAGAGGGAGAUUUCUGAUUUACGCAGAGAACUGGAGAAAACUUAUCAAUUGAAAUGUGAUGGAUUAGUGUCACGGGAGAAGAAUGCUGUAGAGAGACUUCAGAGGCAGCAGGAGAUUGAAUCUAAGGAGAUCUAUGCUCAGCGACAGACUCUUCUGAAAGAGAUUGAGGUGGUUCGGAGCAGGGAAAUGGAUCUUCGACAACGCAUGGAAGCAUUUGAGCUUUCUCAAAAGUUACAAGAAGAGAAGAAUAAAAGUGUGAACGAGUUUCUCAGAAAACGAGAGCUGGAAGUUAAGAAUAUUGAAGAUACAUAUGAACAGAAGCUCAAACAUGAGCUAUUACGAUAUCAAAAUGAACUAAAUGAAGAGUAUUUUAAGAAAACUAAGAAAGUCCAUGAAGAUGAGAGGAAAAAUAAAGAGGAAGCUGCACAGUUACGUGAAGACACCAUUGUACUCAACAUGAGGAAACAAGAACUAGAACAAGCCAUUUCUCGCACAAAACAACUGGAGGCAAAGGUGAAUGCCCUGAAAGCUCAGUUGUCCCUAGCAACCCAACAGAAUCACCACUUAACUGAAAAGCUAAAAGAGAUGGUGGACUACCCCGUGGUAAAAGAAGAGAAGCUGGAACUUCAGGCUCAAGUCAAGUUACUGUCCCACCAGCUAGAGGAGCUGCAAAGAGAAAAUCAGCUGCUUAGAGAAAAAACAUCCCUGCCAUUUCCUGAGCUCUUGUCUCUUCAAGAACAGUUAAGAAAGAUGGAGACUGCAAGAAAAUUUGACCAGGACGAAUUCAAAAUACAGCGGGAAAUUCUUGAAAAACAACUUGAACUAGAGAUUGAACGCGGUCUGGAAAUUAAAGUGCAGUUGUUAAAUCGUGAGGAAUCUUCAAAAAGACUUAGUGCUCAAGUAGAGCAACUUGAAUUUCAGCUGAGACAAACACAGCAAGCUCUUGAAAAUGAAGUGUAUCGCAUCCCCAGGACAUCUUUGCUCAGCCACUCUGUGCUAGACUUCCCCACCAACAAGAUUGUGCGUCCUGCUAUUUAUACCGAGAAACCUGUCUUUAAAAGCCAACAUCUUAUGGACUCUAUUGGUGGCAUUUCAGGUCAGUGUCGCCACGCUGAAAGGACCAGGAGCAGCUCUCCUGACUCUGAUCUGGAGUUUGUUGCCAGCACCAAAGCCAGAAUUAAAGAGCUUGAAAAAGAAGCAGAAUAUUUAGAUGAAGCUUAUCGCAACUAUCAUCACAGAGUCCUCCAGACUGCUUCCAUUGAUAGAUACCCACAGGCUGCUAUUCCAUCAAGUAGAGGUUAUUUAGGCACAAAACCAGCUGUUCUUCAGCAUAAAGUCACUUUUUUAGAGGACAACCUCACUCCACAGCAGCAUAUUCUCUUAAACAGGCUAAAAACACAGACAUAUGAAGGACUAUUGCCAUCGGAAGUAAAUAGAACCCCACCACAGACAAAGAUCUCCUCUGCCCGUAGGCUGUCCUCAACUCCAGUGCCAAAAGCUGCAAAAAGUUACCAGGAGAGAGCUUCUUUGGAAGAUAACAAUGGCUCUUACAUUUCAUCUUCACACCACAGUCCGAAUCACAGGCUUUCUCCCAUUCCCAAAAUCCAGCAACUUCCCAUGCUAAACUGUGAUGUUCCGGAUACUGGAGUGGAAGCAGGAAUAGAGCAACUCCCCAGUGCUCACCAGCCAGAAGCUGCAAAUUUUGAUACAUCCAACCAUUCAAAGCUUGAAAAGCUACAUCCGGAGGGCCUGAAUCACUCUGACUCCUCACUGCAAGACCAGGAGGACAUACCAGAGCAGCUUGAAAGUGAUUGGUCUCAUCCAUCUGAGGACUUUGUUCAUGACAUCCGUGUCCCUGCAGAUGUACCAGUGACAACUAAUUCACUGCCUGUCUCGUUCAGUGAUGAGGAUAAAGCGGACAGCCCGAGCCAUGACAAAAAUGUAGACCGAAGUAAGCAAAUUGACCCCCAAGAGUCUACAAAAGACCCAAAUAAAGAACACUCUGAAAUCAUUCUGAAUGCAGAUUACCAGCAGGAGGUUUUGGCAGCAGAGGCUAAAACAUCUGCUGAAGAACAAGCGGAAAAUCUGCAGGGUAGCAAUCUGGAUGAAGUGAAUCCCUUGGACAAGUACAUGCACUUGCUUCUGCAGAAAGGAACAGAGGAGCAGUCUGACAAGGUAACCAAGGAAUCCAUGGAAGAUGUGUCCAUUGAAGAAAAACUAUUUAAUGAAAGUAUCACAGCUCAUUCUCCCGGAGAAGCAGAUGAGGACUUCUGGUAAACAGUCGUUUCCUCUUUCUAAGAUAAAUCCAAGUCCUUUGAAUUUUUGUGUGACCAGCACAGCAUGUUUUUAUUUGAUGUGGAAAUUUUGUCAAAGGCCAAGUCUAACGGCUGAAAUUGUUGCAUAUAUUUUUCUCUGUGUCUUUUAACCCCACUGUCUACAAAUUACUCCUUAGAAAGGAAGUGGGAAUAAAUAGAUUCCUAUCCUGUUUUAAGUAGAACCAUUUGUUCUUGAUGAAUUUUAAUGUAUAGAAAGAUUUCAGGAAUGUUUUGAAUAUUUAUUUUCCCGAAUCUUUUUUAAAGUGACAAAAAAAUGAUCAACUCUAUAUAAAAUGUAAUUGUAUUUCUUCUAGCAUAUUAUCACUAUCACAAAUACAAUUAUUUCUUAGUUGUAAGUGUUUAACCAAAAGCAAGAAACACCAGUUGCCGUUACCUGCUUUGGCAGUGUGUAUUCUGUUGCCAUUUUUGUUUUAACACACUUAGCAAAAUGUGUCACGUAGUGGAAUCAUUAAGAGUAAAAUUAAGCUCCGUUUACACUGUUUGAACAAAAGAUUUAGAUAUUCAUGGUAACAAUGUGCAAAUUCUUCACAUUAGAGCAUACCUUAGACGCAUCUAUACGUGUUGUAGCAGUGGUAAAUAUGAGUACACAGUUGCAGCUAUGUAAUGUUGACCACCUGAGAUCAGGGAAUGGAUAGGUAGAAAGGGGCAGUUGACAGACUGAGGGUGGUUCUCACUGCUAGGGCUUUUUAUUGCCCAUGUACAAAGAAUGUUUUGCCAGUUUCUAGACGGUCACAUUCCUCCAUCAAUGUUGGUCAUGUUUCUGUCUUGUACAACGCAUUAUAAACAAUCCUUAUAUACACACAGAUGUCCUGGGUGGUCAAUUUAAUGUCCCUCCCCGGAUGUCUGUGGGUAAACAAUAUUUCAGGCGCACCAAUAAAAGAGUUUUAAUAAAUAUUGCCCCAAUUCUAUCAAGAAAAGGGACCGAUAACUUUAUACCGAUUGCCUCUUAUUAAAAACAAGCUGCUCCCACUUAUAGCUAGAAGUAUACUAUACGUUAAUCACAGAUAUAUUAUAGAGAGAACGCUACACACCUAGAGUGUCUAUAAACUUUAUAUAAGUUUAUAGACACUGCAGGUGUGUAGCGCUCUCUCUAUAAUAUAUCCUUGUACAACGCAUACCUCUUUUUUGUUUCUUCAUAACACCUGACCCUGCAAAGAAAAUCUUCCAAAAAUUAUCUCUCUAUUAAAAUUGUGAGAAUUGUAAA